Molecule: messenger RNA, 1716 nt
Organism: Condylostylus longicornis
Lineage: Eukaryota; Metazoa; Arthropoda; Insecta; Diptera; Dolichopodidae
Gene: rtet
Product: major facilitator superfamily domain-containing protein 10
Exons: 7
Coding region: 256-1668 (470 amino acids)
Biological process (GO): transmembrane transport
Cellular component (GO): brush border membrane
Molecular function (GO): transmembrane transporter activity
Source: RefSeq, a predicted model, not a curated record
UGUAGUAGUACGGGAUUUGUUGUGGGGAUAAACGAAAUGUGCCAGAAAAAUGAAUAAACAAUUAUUAUGAUAUCAAUGUAGUUUUUCACAUUAAAAGCUAACAGUGUUGAAAAGAAAAUUGCGACAGUAUAAUCAGAUUGAGAAUUGAAAGUGGAUCACUUAUUUUUAGAAGCAGGAGUUUUGUUUUUGUAGUAAAAUUAUUUUUCACCGUUAUAAUUAAAAGUUAAAUUCAAUGACCAAAAAGUAUACACCAAGAUGAAGGAAGUUUUAGGAAAAGAAAAUGGACUAAGUUUUAGAGGUAAAGAAAACCUUUCAGUAAUUGAUGGUUCUCAAAAAAAACCAUGCAACUCUGAGAGUACUAAAGAAAAAAUAAAUCCUAUGGUAUAUAUCGUAUUUUGUUCGUUACUGCUGGAUUUACUUGCAUUCACUAUGAUUCUACCUCUGUUUCCAUCUAUAUUAGAAUUUUAUAAAAACAAUGAUAAUUCCGGCCUAUAUGACUCUUUAUCAAAUAGUAUAAAAUACUUUCAAAUAGCAUUGAAUGCUCCCGAAAAAUACAAUUCAGUUUUAUUUGGAGGAGCACUUGGGUCAAUGUUUAGUUUUUUGCAAUUUUUAGUUAGUCCUAUAGUUGGUGCGUUGUCAGAUGUUUUUGGAAGAAAAAAAAUGAUGCUUUUAUGUGCUUUGGGAAUUGCGUUUUCGUAUUUCAUAUGGGCUAUUUCCCACAAUUUCGCAAUAUUUGUUUUAGCUCGAUUUGUUGGUGGUUUGAGUAAAGGAAACAUAUCAUUGAGUAUGGCCAUAAUAACAGAUGUCACUAAUGUUUCAACUAGAGGAAAAGCAAUGGCUUUUGUUGGCAUUGCGUUCUCUCUCGGUUUUAUUUUGGGACCUCUAAUUGGCGCCAUGUUUGCUAUGUUUAUGGAUAAAACAACAAUAACCUGGUAUUGGUUACCUGCAAUUUUUGCGAUGAGUUUAGCUGUUUUAGACGUUUUAUUCAUAGGAUUAUUUCUCAAAGAAACAUUACCAGAAAAUAAAAGAGCAUCUCACGUUGUUACUUCACUCACGCAAGCCAUGGAUUUUGUAAAUGUGGUUUCUAUAUUUAGGUUUUCGGCUGUGAAAAAUAUUAAAAAGGAUGAUAUUAAUUUUUUGAAAAAAAUGGGGUUCAUAUAUUUUUUUUAUUUAUUUAUUUAUUCUGGACUUGAAUUUACAGUAACAUUCCUAAUGUACCAUCAUUUUAAAUACACUUCACUUGAUCAAGCUAGGAUGUUUUGUACCACUGGUGUUAUAAUGGCAGUUUUACAAGGGGGUGUAGUAAGAAGAUUACGACCAGAGAAAAUAAAGCCCUCAGCAGUGUGGGGAUUGUAUUUGAUAGUCCCUUCCUUUCUAUGCGUUGGUCUUGCUCCUACCAGUUUUUGGUUGUAUUUUGGGAUGAUAUUAUUUGCUAUAUCUACAGCAUUCGUUGUUACAUGUCUUACAACAAUAGUGUCUCAAUUUGGAAAUCAUGAUCAAAAAGGAACAGUACUAGGUAUAUUCAGGUCGUUAGGUGCAUUAGCCAGAGCUCUAGGACCGUUUGUUGGAUCUAUAGCAUUUUGGGGCUUUGGAUCAACAUUAACUUAUGUUUUAGGUGGAAUUUUAUUAUUAUAUCCAGCAGUAUUGUUACAUAAAUUAAAAAUUUAAGGUCGUUAAUUAUAUUUUUCUUUUGAAUCGAUCUAAGUGUAGUUAGUA